Molecule: messenger RNA, 5889 nt
Organism: Gopherus evgoodei (Goodes thornscrub tortoise)
Lineage: Eukaryota; Metazoa; Chordata; Testudines; Testudinidae
Gene: SERPINF2
Product: serpin family F member 2
Exons: 10
Coding region: 1567-3366 (599 amino acids)
Biological process (GO): negative regulation of fibrinolysis; negative regulation of endopeptidase activity
Molecular function (GO): serine-type endopeptidase inhibitor activity
Source: RefSeq, a predicted model, not a curated record
UCUCCAUCACUACAAAUUUUUAAAUCAACGUUGAAUUUUUUUCUAACAGCUCUGCUCUAGGAAUUAUUAGGAGGCAGUUAUCUGGGCUGUGUUAUACAGGAGGUCAGGCUCGAUGAUCACAACAGUCCCUGCUGGCUUUGGAAUCUAUUAGUCUAUGGGUGGAAAUGGGUGCUGCAUGUUGUGUGUGUUUGGGAGAAAGGCAGGGGGUGUAGCUGGAUGGUGGAGGUGCUGUGUGGUUGUGUUUGAGGGAAAUGGGGUUGUUGGAGAGGGUUGCAAAGUGACUACUCUGCAGCCAACAGUUUCUCUGCUUUGAGAAGUGACUUGAAAAGAACCAAGCCAGCUCUCCUCAUGUAGGCUGCACUGACAGAAGGGGUGCCGUUGAGCAGCCCUCUGCCUUGCCAACUUGGAGUAGGUUGUACUGCUGACCCUUGUAUCGAACUUCUACCUCAGUAUGUUCUAGAGCACCUUUCCCCCUCCCUGGCCUUUCAAAGCAGCUUCCCAACAGAACACUGACUCGUUCCAAAACAGUCUUUGGUGACAGUUUUCAGGCCUGUCUUGUUUUCACCUGUUCUACGCUCCCCAACCUCUUAAGGCUUCUUCCUGUAGUCACUGCAGGGGCCAGGACCUACUCCAGGGUGUAUGUGUGUGGGGAGGGGACAGCAGCCCUCCUGCCCUCGCUCGAAGGCUCUAAGCCUAGACUCAGCUAGCACAGCCCUGGCUCAGGCCCUAUGGUCCCAUUCAAAUUCUCCACCCCUCUAGCACUCUAGUCCAACAGUGAUAGUAAUGCAUGAGGCCGCAUCACCCCCAGAGACAGAUGAGGAUCAUUAUCUCCACUGUACAGAGGGCAAGCUCAGCCCAAGGUUAUAGCGAACCAGUGAGAGCGCCAGGAUGGAACCCAGGAUUGUGCCCUUCCCAUCAGACUAUCCUGCCAUGUUGGAGUCGGGGCUUUUCUGGUGUGCGUGUCUGGGCUCACAACACUGUUGCUGGUGGGGAAACACAACUCUUCUAGGCAUGAAUCUGCUGCUGCCUUCAUGAUGUGUGGCAUGGCCCAGAGGGUGUCAGCUAAGUCCAAGCUGAGGCCACUCUGCUUCCUGCUUGGACACACUGCAGCCAGCAACUUGGGCCCUGGCCAUGUGUCAAAGGGCUACAUCCCAUGUUUUCUGCAGCAGGAGGAGAGGCUGGGAUAGAUAGACUAGCAAGCUGAAGUUUCUCACACAGAAAACUCUAGGAAUAGUGGCAGUGAGAGGAACCCAAAAGCCAUUAAAUCCCAAACCUUGGCUCUCCCAUUUGUGGCCAGGUGUAAAGGUUCUGCACUCCCCCACAGGCACAAAGGGGGAGAGACUCAAUUAGACAAAAGAUUCCACUUGUUACUUCUACUCUUGGACUUUCAGGAGUAACAUAAGCUGGUAAAAUCAGGGUCACAGCUGUCCUCGGGGUGCAGCGACCUAGAGCCCCACAGAAAAACACCAAUUCGCUCCAUCCCAGAACAAAUGUUUAACCGGAUGUACAGGGUCAAUAUUUGCUGAAAGGGAAAAAAACUUCAAAUAAGGGGUGGUGCUGAAGGUCAUGCCUGUCGCUGCCUGGCAAGCGUGGGCUGGACAAGGGGCUUCAUCUGUCCCAUGCAGAGCCAUCGGCUGGGUAGAGAGGGUGCCUGCACCAACAGAAAUGCUUAGCAAACCGAGAAAUACCGCGAUGCUGCUCUGGGGUCUGCUGCUCUGCUUGUCCACUCUGCACGAUAGCCCAGGGUUUCCUUUGGCACAUGCCCUUGAGCUGGAGACUCCCCCCUCUGACGACGCUGCCCAGCAGGAGAGCCCUGCGGGCCCUGCAGCGGAAAAUGCCACCAGCAUAGAGAACCUGGAGUGGGAUCCCUCAGCACAACUGACCAGUCAGCACUCUGAAGAGGCUGGAGCCUUAGAAGGAGAUUCACAGUUAGUUCCCACCACCACUCUUCUGCCAGUAGUGGAUCCGACCCUGCCAAAUGCUGCAAAGUUGGAUUCCACCUCUGACACCUGGGAAGACAUCCAUGGGCCUACACAGCCACUUCCUACCACAACCAGCACCACAAGCCCCGGGGCUGGCCUCACAAGCUCAGAGGGCCAUCUUGUCACCGGGACAGAAGAGCACAGGCAGGUGCUGGAGGGGCAAGAAGUUGAUUCCUUUGAAGAGGAGGGAGAAGGUCAGGAGAGAGGCUGUGACAUGUCUCAGGCGCAGACACACAGGCUAGCAGAAGGUCUGAUGAAAUUCACUAUCGAUCUCCUGACAGAGGUCCAGAUGGAGACCAGCAGACCCAAUGUGAUCCUGUCUCCCCUCAGCAUCACCCUGGCAUUGUCUCAGCUGGCACUAGGAGCAGCAAACCAGACGGAGAAACGCCUGCUGGAGGCGCUGCACUUGGAAUCAGUGCCCUGUCUCCACCACCUGCUGAGCAGCAUUCGCAGGCAGCUCACAGGGUCCAUGCUCAGUGUAGCUUCACGCGUCUAUCUGCAGAAAGGGUUUGAGGUUAAAGAGAAAUUCUUGGAGAACUCGGAACGAUUCUAUGGGGCAAAGCCUAUGAUCCUGUCUGGGAACAAUGAAAAUGACCUCAUAGCCAUAAACAAGUGGAUAAAGGAGGCAACUGAAGGGCAGAUAUCCACUUUCCUGGAUCAGCUCCCUGCAAGCACUGUGAUGCUCCUACUCAAUGCUGUCCACUUCCAAGGAUUUUGGAGGCAUAAGUUUGAUCCCAGCCAGACUGGGCCAGAUGUAUUCCACCUUGACGACCAGUUCAUAGUUCCAAUUGAGAUGAUGAAAGCUCAGAAAUAUUCCCUGAGCUGGUUUACUCUGGAUCCCCUGGAGGUUCAGGUAGCCAGGUUUCCCUUUAAGGGCAACAUGAGUUUUGUGGCCAUUGUCCCAAACCAGUUUAAGUGGAACGUCUCCCAGGUGCUGGUGAACCUCAGCCAUGACAAGUUGCACAGCCGCUUCCCCAAGGAGAAGCCCACCAUGGUAAAGAUGCCCAAACUGCAUGUAGAUUACCAGCUUGAACUCAACCAAGUCCUCAGCCAACUAGGCCUCGGGGAGUUGUUUUCCACCCCAGACCUGCAGAAAAUCACAGAUGAGCCUCUCUUUGUAUCCAGCAUCCAGCACCAGUCCACCCUGGAGCUUGCAGAAGAUGGCGUGGAGGCAUCAGCUGCCACUAGUGUCAUGAUGUCUCGUUCACUCUCCACUUUCAGCCUCAACCAACCUUUUCUCUUCAUCAUCUUUGAGGAGACAACGGGCAUCCCACUCUUUGUGGGCAGCAUCCAGAACCCCAACCCCAGCGCUGCCCAACAGAAAAAAGAGCCACAGGACUCACCUACCCUGAAAAAUGCCAUCAAAAAUAGUAUCCCCAAAUAAGGGAGGAGCAGUGCCUAGGAGUCCUGGGACUGCUGCCUGUGAGACCUCUGUAGCAGGGUCUUUCUCUCCUGGCUGGGCUUCCAUCAGAAGCCCUUCUGCCCCAUCCCAGUGGGUCCCCUCUGGCAGGGCUCUCUCUAGAGCCCCUCAGCACCACUCUUGAGCAGCAGUGCUGGUAUCAAAUUGUCUUGAAUACUCAUUAGCUUCUGACAAUGUCUCUAUGCAAUUGGACAAAGACAAGAGGUAUAAAAGCUGCUCUUCCCUCUGAGCCCCUUAUGCACAUUCCUUGGUCAGGACAUUCAUCAAACAGCAGGACUUGCUUGUCACUAGAUAGGCAAAUAGCAGCAAAAUCAAAUUGAUUAGCAGCCAGUCACCUUCCCUGGGAUGUGAGUCUCAGCUACUAUUUCUGAUAAAGGUUCUGCCUAGAACAUUCCUGCCCCUGUCCAGCGGGUAUUGGGAUUUGCUGGGUGUGUGCAAGGGAGGGGGCUCAUUUCUAUCCCGAGCACCAGCCCUUCACCUGGGAUGUUGGAGGCAUCUUUUGUAAAGUAUUUUUUAGUAAUUUUUAUGUUGGCAGAAGAAUAAAGAGUGAAACAGAUGAUGUUUGGCUGAGUUGUCACUUUGAGAGACACCCGGCAGAGACUGGAAAGGGGCACAGCAGUGCAGCAAACAGGCGGAGUAACUGCAAAGACUUGGGGGGAAAAAGAGUUACUGGGGCUUGACUGAAAGAUGGAAGGUCCUAAAGGGUCUCAUGAGAUGUGAGCAGUCCCUUCUCCUUACUCCAACUCUCACCACCAGAAUAGGCACCACAGGAUGAGAUUAAUGGCCAGUAAAUAUGGAACCAUUAAAAGGACAUUGCCUAUUCCCCUUUGGAAAUCUAAGAUGAACAUACCAGAGAAUCCACUAAUGUGGGUGGAUACAAAGAGUGGGGAGAUCCAGUCUGAUGCCAUAGGGUCUGAGCUGAAUGCUAUAGGGGUCAGGAAGGAAAUGUCCCCAUUAGCAGCGUACCACAACUGGCUGGUUUUUGCCUUCCUCUGAGGGAGGAAUUGGUAUUGAGCACUGCCAGCUGGCAGGCUACUGGAUUCAAUGGAUGAGUGGUGUAAUCUGGUCUGGCACAUUCUACAUGUGGCUUGUUAUCUUAUGUUGGGUGCUCCUGAGCCUGCAGAACAAUGCUACCGGAGUUUGACAUCUUCCAGGACACGACUGCAUCUCCUUGGGGUCAGAGUCACUUCCUUCUGUCAGUACAGGAAUGGUGUUCACCUGGAGCUUCCCUUCUGAGAUGGGUCCAGCUCACUGGAUCCCUGCUCUGAAAUAACUCAGCAUGUCUGACCCAAGCAGCAAAGACUGAUGGUUUGGGGGAAAAGUAACCCCCACCACAGCAACUUAAGCUGUUACACGUUAGUCUUGCUAGUUUCGGUGUUUCUGUAGCAAUUAACAGUGAAUGUCUACAUGCUGACAAAGGGAAUUUAGAACCACUCUGUUAGCCAUCGCAGAUUCUGCUUCUCAUUGCUUCUAGGAAGCCCUUCUAGGGUAUGUCUACAGUGCAUCUGGGAGCGAACCUCCCACCCUGGUCCACAGACCUGGGUUAGCAGGGCUCACAGUAGUGUGCUAAAGGUAGCUAUGUAGACGGGGUGGUAGGGGGGGCUCUGAAGCCCACCCUCCUCCUACAGGUUUCAGAGCCCAAGCUGCAACAUCUACACAGCUACCUUUAGCACAUUACCGUGAACCCUGCUAACACAAGUCUCUUCACCCGAGCUGAGAGGCUCACUCCCAGACACCAUACAGAUAUACCUUAGUGGUUUUGUUUUCGCAUGGAAGUAGCUAAAGAACCAGUCACAUUCCCAACAGCUCCCCCUUUCCUGAGUAGAUCUGCCCCAACCAGAGAGCAAGCUGCCAGCUGGCAUCUCCCUCACUGACUGGCUGCACUUUCUGUUGGGAUUGGAGGGAGGAGGAUCGACUCACUGACCUCAAACUUCAGGGACACAAGAAACUAUUUCAAAGAAAGCAACUGGCUCAAACCUGCAAUUACCAAUAGACAUCACACAUGGUUUACAGAUUCCAAGUGUUAGGGGAGACCAGCUACGAGUAAUUACCAGCCCUGUGACCCAUGGAAUGACAUUUACUGGUCAAGAAGAGGGUGUAAUUACUCUACUAUGUAAUUAUCAAGAAAACCAGCAGGAAUCCAGCUCUAUUACCAGGGCCCUCAGGGAACAUUUCAGAUUGCUUUGCUCUCAUAAUUACUGCCUUAUUUUAGAGAUGCUGGUCCAUGCCUUAGUUAGGUCUUGCCUUGGCUGCUGCAACUUCCUCCUUGAUUCGCACCUUGCUGCAUUCCACUCUAUCCCAAAAUCCUGCAGCUAAAGUCAUCUUCCUUCCACACCACCUUCCGGCUCCCUUAGUGCAGAAUGUAAAUUUUUCUUCCUCUUCAAAGCUCUGCACAACUCAGUUCUUAUUUCCUCCUACUCCCCUUCAUUCUGGUAGUUCCCUCCUGCAUUUCUUCUCCUGCUCCCAUCUUCACUUUGUUCCAGAGGG